This is a messenger RNA of Protopolystoma xenopodis, 2142 nucleotides long. Lineage: Eukaryota; Metazoa; Platyhelminthes; Monogenea; Polystomatidea; Polystomatidae. The record is from the annotation of a GenBank genome assembly.
AUGGCACAAACGAAACCGGCCUUUCUCGCAAGCGACUACCCAGACGGUCGUCAGGCCGGCCUGGAGGUCGGUUACUCGGCGACAACCGGACAUUUCGGCCCCAGUCACGCCUUCUCAGUGCCACUCACACACCAACAUUUACAUCCACAACCACACCAUCACCAUCAACAGCACCAACACCAACACGAACAUCAGCAUCAACAUCUACUCCACCAGUCUCACCAACACCAACAACAUCCAGAGGCGAACGUCGACCCCGGCUCGCAUUCGCACCAUCAGCUCGCCCACCAGCAACAGGUGAUGCUCUCUCACCUUUCGCAAGACAACACACACGCACAGGCCGUCUACAACCUGCCUCCGGCCUCAGACUAUCCUGUCCGGGCCUACUUGCCGGGCUUGGAGGGAGGGCACGACGAGGCGGGAAACGACGGCGACGACGACGAAGAGGAUGAUGAGGAGGAGGAGGAAGAGGAAGAAGAGGAGGAGGAAGAUGAAGAGGAGGAGGAGGAGGAAGAGGGCGAGGAGUUUGGAGCAACUAACGUCGCCUCAAGUUCGAGACACCACUCUUCUCUGACGUCUGGCUCGAUUUGUCUUUCAGGAGGACACGCCGCCUUGAACCCUCCGACCCGGGACUCCGGCUCUUUGGAAGCCGUUAGGCCUGCCGACGGACCCGGUCUGUCGCAGGUGACGGCGACGGAGACGGCGACGGCGACGGCGGUGGCGACGGAUACAGCGACGGGAGGACCGCCAAAGUCUAGUGCUUUCUUCCCCGGCGGCGCUGGCUACCGAGCCUACGCCUCAAGCGACUACCGACUGGAGUGCGAAGAAGAGGCGCCCUUUCAGAGACUGGUGAGUAAACUGGUUGCCAACCGUCUGCCUGCGGCAGACUCAAGCUUCACCGGCCUCGGACCGCCGGUCUACGAGGCUCUGCCUCUCGGGGACUACUUGGCUCGAGGUCUGUCGACGCCUGAGGGCUACAUGAGCCCCCGUCUGAUGUCGACCACCUCGGGCCUAGAUACUGAUGCCAUGGCAACACAGCCCGCCGUCUAUCCAGCCGCUUAUUCGGUCUACUCGGGCGCCGGUACCGCCGAGUCGGGCUACGUUUGUCCCGGAGGCGGAGAGGCGACUGCGCCAGUUGGCGACUACCACGUAUUCACCGGCACCGGCUACUCCGGUACCCUGGCCGACUAUCCGGCCGGGUUGACUUUGAGCGUCGGAUUGUCCGGCGCACCGACUUCGACACCGGCCAGAGGCGUGACGACGAUGCUAUCAACGACGGCGACCACAACCACCGGUACCUGGCCACCCGGACGGGGCAGUCUGCUCGACGUCUCCUCCGUCUCCUCCACCUCGUCCGUUGCCUCCACCUCGUCUGGCUCCCUCAGCGCUGAUUCGGCCAGUGAUCCGGCGCCGACGUCGUCCGGUCCGACAGUUAGAACCCGGUCUCCGGCGCUACCGUCGAUGUUGACGAUGCCGUCAGGCGGUUCGGUCGGCGCCUUGGUUGGGGGCUGCGGUGUAUUUGGCCGGUCGCUUCUGCCCUCAGGCUGCCCCGAGGCGCGUACAGACGGUGUGUUGGGUUCGAGUCUCCGAGCGCCUAGCAACCGAUCAACCGAGUUGCCGAGUCAGACGGGCCGACGACGCGAACACAACGGCCCGACAACGCCGGGUCUGACAACGGUCGGCGGCAGAUGGACGGGUCGUAGAAUCGCGUCGGCCAGACGUAAAAGCCUGUCAACGAGUGGCGGUCUCGAGGCUGCCGACGGCAUUGGGCAAACGGAGGUUGACAGAGCGGCAAAGGAGGAAGAAGAGGCGGUGGCAGAUGAGGCAGAAGAGACGGAAGAUGACAUUGACGCAGAGGCUGUGGGCGGCCGACGGACGCUGGGGGCUCGACGUGCGGUCGACUGCUGCCAAAGAGCGAUGCCGCCGAGGAAACGGGGUCGGGCCAGACGGACGAAUGAACCUGUUCGACCAUGCGGCGGAGGGGAUGAGGGCGAACGAGUGAGGGAUCGGGAGCCGGAGCCUGGCGACAUGUCGCCCUCAGUCGAGAGCAGAAGCUCCUCGCCCAGCCACGACUCGGACGCUUCCUUCGACAGCGCUAUUACACACGAAUUAGUCGAGGCCGUAGGCAAGGUAGGCUUUUAA